This is a messenger RNA of Cryphonectria parasitica EP155, 2304 nucleotides long. RefSeq names its product RNA-binding domain-containing protein. Gene Ontology annotation, biological process: mRNA processing. Gene Ontology annotation, cellular component: nucleus. NCBI's taxonomy places the organism in Eukaryota, Fungi, Ascomycota, Sordariomycetes, Diaporthales, Cryphonectriaceae. Gene Ontology annotation, molecular function: RNA binding; metal ion binding. The coding region runs from base 1 to 2304 and encodes 767 amino acids. The transcript has 6 exons. The record is from RefSeq and is a predicted model, not a curated record.
AUGCUGUUUCCCGAGGAGGACUCGCCAGUGCUGAAGGACUGGAUCGUCAAGCGUCUCGAGAAUACCUCGGAUGCCGAUGCUGAUGUUCUCGCCGAUUAUGUCCUUGCCCUCUUGCACAACGCGAACGACGGUGCGAAUAUCCAGGAAGUCUUCGAGGAAGAGAUCACCCCCUUUCUCAAGGAAGAUACGAAGUUGUUCGCAAACGACCUGAUCGAGACAAUCAAAUACAAGUCCUACAUCCCCGGCGCACCUCCUCCCCCUCCCAAGUCGCAACCAGCUCUUACCUCCGCCACCGCCACUCCUCAACCCUCUCUUGGGCUUACGCCGCCCGGCCAGUCGCCCUUCCCGACCGGUCCAGCAGCUGGCUCGCGUAAGCGUGGCUUCCAGGACCGUGGCGACUUGGAUGCGCCAAAUGGACGAGACCAGUUCCAGGGAGGCAGCCGCCCGAUCAAACAGCCACGCCGCGGUGGGCGCAGGGGCUACGUCGACCCGGACAGGCCCCGGCCGGUACAACAACCGCAGUAUGGGUACCCCGGCGCGCCAGGACAGAAUGCGCCGCCGCCCUUCCUCCAGCAGCUCCAGCAGCAGCUCCAGAUGCAGAUGGCUCCCUUUUCGGACUACGGCCAGCAGCAGCAGGGCUUCUCGGCACAGAGGCCAGGACCGCAGAAGAGGAGAGGACGGUGUCGCGACUACGACACAAAGGGCUACUGCGCGAGGGGUCAGAACUGCUUGUAUGAGCACAGCAACGGCAGCGAGGCCAUGUAUACUCUGCCCACACCGCAGAAAUCAGGGCAGAUACAGCUUCCCAAAGAAGAACAUGAUCCAAACAACAACUCUAUGAUGAUGUUACCUCCGCAGUUGCCCAACAUUCCCUCGGCCCAGCAGAACAAAAACUUCACUCCUCAGCGCAAAGACAACCGCCGUGGUCAGCAGCAGCGCAAUAACGGUGUACCACGCGCCCCAUUCUCAGUGGUCGGUCCUGUCCAAGACAGGACCAAGACAAAGGUGGUGGUUGAGAGCAUACCUGAGGAGAAUUUUGACGAGGCCCAGGUCCGCGAAUUCUUUUCGCAGUUUGGAAACAUCGAGGAGGUCACAAUGAUGCCUUACAAGCGACUCGCUACCGUCAAGUUUGAGAAAUGGGACUCGGCCAAUGCGGCAUACAAAUCCCCCAAGGCCAUCUUCGGCAACCGAUUCGUCAAGGUGUUCUGGUACAAAGACGACAAGCUCGCUGGGAACGGGAAGGCUGGCGCGAACGGGAUGGAGAACGGCACAGCGGCGACAGAGGGAGGAGCUGGCGCAUCAGCAGGCGAUGACCAGGAGGAAGGGUUUGACAUGGAAGAGUUCACGCGGAAACAGGAAGAGGCGCAGAAGAUCCACGAGGAGAAGCAGCGCCAGAAGCUGGAGCUCGACAAGCAGCGUGCAGAACUCGAAAAGAAACAGAAGGAGUUGCAGGCGAAGCAAAUGGCAGAGAAGCAACGCCUCCUGGCCAAGCUAGGUGGUGCACAGAAGGACUCGCCGGCUUCAGCAGCAGCCGUUGUCAAAGAUGAAGGCACCGAGGGCUUGAAGCCAUCUUCUACGCAGACCGAGGCCCUCCGAGCAACACUGGCGAAACUGCAGGAGGAGGCCAAGGUGUUCGGUCUGGACCCUGAUGCGCAGCUGGAGGACGAUGCUUCGGUGUCGACGUAUGCAGGAUAUGCCCCUCAUGGCAGAGGCGGUUUCUACAAGGGUCGCGCGAGCUACACGCCGCGGGCAUCAUACAGAGGUGGUCGUGGUGGCAGGGGCAAUCUCCACGCGGCCUAUGCAGCAUUCUCACUGGAUAACCGGCCCAAAAAGGUUGCGCUGGCUGGUGUAGAUCUCUCAGUGCCUGAAAAGGAUGAGGCGCUGAGACAACACCUCUUCAGCCUUGGGGAGUUCGCCGCCGAAAUCCAAGUCACCCCAGCAGUAACACACAUCAGCUUCAACGAUCGCAAGGCCGCGGAAAAUUUCUACCACAGCGUCAAUACCAAGGCCGUGCCCGGCCUGUCCGAGGGCGAAGGCGAAGAGGUCCAGGUCUCUUGGGUUUCCAACACUGCUGGGCCCUUACCCGGCAGCUCCACCCACAAGGUCGACUUCUCCUCUUCUUCCUCUGCCGCGGCUGCCAAUGGUGCCGCCUCGGCUGACGACGGCCUCGACGCGACCGCGACGGACCCCAGUGCCGGCGCCACUGCUCACCAGGGAGGUAGCGGCGGCCAGGCCCAGCAGGAGGCUGUGGGCGCCGAGAUGGACUACGAUGUUGCGGGCGAGAACGAGUGGGAUGUCGAGUAG